Molecule: messenger RNA, 1144 nt
Organism: Oryza sativa Japonica Group (Japanese rice)
Lineage: Eukaryota; Viridiplantae; Streptophyta; Magnoliopsida; Poales; Poaceae
Source: RefSeq, a predicted model, not a curated record
UUUAGGCAUUAUAAAUAGACAGACCCACACUUGGAGCAAAGAAGUAACUAUUUUGUCAAAUACUAGUCCAUUCGAGUUGAAACGUUCAGUGAACAGCUAGAAUGGUUUCCAACACAAUCCGUGUAGCAGUAGGAAUUCUAGGAAAUGCUGCUUCCAUGCUCCUGUAUGCAGCACCUAUAUUAACAUUUAGGAGGGUGAUCAAGAAGGGCAGUGUAGAAGAAUUCUCUUGUGUUCCAUACAUCUUAGCUCUGUUCAACUGCCUCCUGUACACAUGGUAUGGGCUUCCUGUAGUAAGCUCAGGAUGGGAGAAUUCUACAGUGUCUUCCAUCAAUGGGCUUGGCAUACUGCUUGAGAUCGCAUUCAUCAGCAUAUACACAUGGUUUGCACCCAGAGAAAGAAAGAAGUUUGUGUUGCGAAUGGUGCUACCCGUUCUUGCAUUCUUUGCGCUGACAGCAAUUUUUUCAAGCUUUCUGUUUCAUACGCACGGUUUACGCAAAGUUUUUGUGGGUAGUAUUGGCCUGGUGGCUUCCAUAUCGAUGUACAGCUCUCCAAUGGUAGCUGCAAAACAAGUCAUAACAACAAAAAGUGUGGAGUUCAUGCCCUUCUACCUGUCAUUGUUUUCCUUCCUCUCCAGUGCUCUAUGGAUGAUAUAUGGGCUUCUAGGGAAGGAUCUCUUCAUCGCGGUUAGUACAUACCGGUCACCAAACUUCAUUGGCUGUCCAAUGGGUAUCCUUCAGUUGGUCCUGUACUGCAUUUACAGGAAAAGCCACAAGGAAGCUGAAAAGCUUCAUGACAUCGACCAGGAAAAUGGUCUGAAAGUGGUAACCACGCAUGAGAAGAUAACUGGAAGGGAGCCAGAGGCUCAGAGAGAUUGAUGUGUUUUAUGUACUCACUUGGGGACUUUGUUUCAUUUCUGUUGUCUUAAGAGUAGGUACGAUAGCAGACUACAAACAUAUUUUAAGGAGAUAAAGAAAAGAGAGAAAAGCAACGGGCUAUAAAUUUGUAGCUAGCCGCAACACACUCCAAGAUGCAAUGUAUGUAUAACAGGUGGGAUCAAGUAUUAAUAGUGUAGUAACUAUUGUAUGAAUUAGCUAUUAAAUUAAUUAUAAAUGAUUAGGAGCUAGUAGUUGACUAUACUAUUAAA